Hyaloscypha bicolor E is the source of this 192-nucleotide messenger RNA. RefSeq lists its product as uncharacterized. The record is from RefSeq and is a predicted model, not a curated record. The transcript has 2 exons. Lineage: Eukaryota; Fungi; Ascomycota; Leotiomycetes; Helotiales; Hyaloscyphaceae. The annotation marks the transcript as partial.
AUAUUUUAUUAUAUUUUAUUAUAUUUUAUUAUAUUUUAUUAUAUUUUAUUAUAUUUUAUUAUAUUUAUAAAUAAAAAUAUUUAUAGAUUUAAAGCCUUUAUAGAUUUUCUAAAUAAGUUUUAUUCUAUUUAUAUAAAUAAUAUUCUAGUUUAUUUAUUAGAAUUAAGGAAAAAAUACUAUAAAUAUAUAUAA